Molecule: messenger RNA, 399 nt
Organism: Solanum dulcamara
Lineage: Eukaryota; Viridiplantae; Streptophyta; Magnoliopsida; Solanales; Solanaceae
Exons: 1
Coding region: 1-399 (132 amino acids)
Source: RefSeq, a predicted model, not a curated record
AUGGCAGGACGUUCGACUACUGAAGCCAUCCACAUUAUGCGGAGACUGAUGGAGAAGUAUAGGGAAAGGAAGAGGGACCUUCAGAUGGUGUUCAUUGACCUUGAAAAAACUUAUGAAAAAAUCCUGAGGGAUGUUCUCUGGAGGUGUUUGGAGGCUAAAGUUGUCCUGAUGGUGUAUAUUAGGGCGAUAAAGGACAUGUAUGAUGGAGUUAAGAGUCAGGUUAAGACAGUGGGAGGAAACUCGGAAAACUUCCUAGUUGAAAUGGGGCUACAUCAAGGAUCUGUUCUUAGACCUUUCCUGUUAGCCUUGGUGAUGGAUGAGCUGACGCGGUUUAUUCAGGAGGAGGUGUCUUGGUGUAUGUUAUUUGUAGACGACAUAAUAUUGAUUGAUGAGACAUGA